Molecule: messenger RNA, 2385 nt
Organism: Penicillium verhagenii
Lineage: Eukaryota; Fungi; Ascomycota; Eurotiomycetes; Eurotiales; Aspergillaceae
Gene: admB
Exons: 2
Coding region: 1-2385 (794 amino acids)
Biological process (GO): proteolysis
Molecular function (GO): metalloendopeptidase activity
Source: RefSeq, a predicted model, not a curated record
AUGAGGUUUCUCAGCGUAUGGUCAAUUCUGGGCGUAGUUUCGCUGAUUUCGCCCGCCACAGCGCGAUCUCAAGCCUCAGAAGCGAUCCGCCAGGUCACGCCGAUCGAUAACGCCGUCAUCAACACCCCUGCACACCAAAUAGACCACCUUUCACACUUCGAUCUCACCCUCGAAUUACACCACGACGGAACCCGCAUAAAGCUAGAGCUAGAGCCAAAUCAUGAUAUUCUUGCCGACGAUGCGUUCGUUCAAUAUAUUGAUGCCGACGGAUCAUUGACAGACGGCGAGCCCAUCCAUCGACAUGAGCACAAGGUCUUCCGCGGUCGCGCGCUUGUAGGCUCAGGGAAAGGCCGAUGGACGCCUUCGGGCUGGGCUAGGGUCACGGUCCGGAGAGAUGGGCUGGACCCAUUAUUCGAGGGCGCGUUCAGCAUUGGACAAGAUAAACACCACAUCGAGCUCCAGUCGACCUAUUCCUCCAAGAAGCGGCCAAUCGAUGCGAACGUUGAACGGAGAGACCAAGAUUACAUGAUCGUAUACCGCGACUCCGACAUGAUUCGAUUGCAGCCGGAGCACCCAGACCUCAGGCGGUCUUUGUCCACAUCGUCUGGCUGUGGAGCUGAUAAAUUGCGCUACAACACUGACUUGGUUAAUUCCAUGUUUCCCUAUGGGACCGGAGAGGACGAGGCUAAAUGGGGAGUUACAUCGUUAAAUUCCUUGUUUGGUCUGAGCAAACGGCAGUCUGACGUGGGUGGAAUCUCAGGAAAUACGGGCGGCGUCAACCUGGCGUCAACCAUUGGAGACACAUCUGGCUGCCCGAGCACGAAAAAAGUGGCUUUAAUCGGAGUAGCUACAGACUGUAAGAUGACUGACUUCUUCUCUGAUAACACCACCGUCACUGCUAUGGCCGCUGCGAAAGACUAUGUGAUCAACAUUGUGAAUACUGCGUCCAGUCUCUACGAAGAGUCGUUCAACGUCUCCAUUGGUCUACGCAAUUUGACCAUCAACAAGGAGGCAUGUCCUACAUCAGAUAAUGCUGCCACCCCUUGGAAUGUUGAUUGUCCAAGCGGCAAUAUCACCUGGAGACUUAAUGAGUUUUCAAAAUGGCGAGCAGACAAUCAGGAUGACAACGCUUACUGGACUCUCAUGACUGGCUGUCCCACUGACUCCGAAGUUGGCGUCUCCUGGAUGGGUCAAUUAUGUACCUCCGACUUGACCAGUGAUGGAUCUAGCUCCGUCAGUGGAGCCAAUGUCGUGGUAGGCAACGCAGGCAGCACUUGGCAAAUCUUCUCUCACGAAAGUGGCCAUACAUUUGGAGCCGUCCAUGACUGUGACUCCGAUACAUGCGCUCAAGGCCUAGAGGAUUCGUCCCAAUGUUGUCCAUUGACAUCAUCAACCUGCAAUGCAGACGCAAAAUAUAUCAUGAAUCCCUACGCAUCGUCAAGCAUGACGACUUUCUCCGAGUGCACGAUCGGCAACAUCUGCUCAGCCAUUGGGCGCAACAGCAUCAAGUCAACCUGUCUGACCGAUAAUCGCGGCGUCGUAACAAUCACUGGCAGCCAAUGCGGAAACGGUAUUGUCGAAGCAGGCGAGGAAUGCGAUUGCGGCGGCACAGCAGCCUGCGGCGAUAAUGCCUGUUGCGACGCCACAACCUGCAAGUUCAAGUCCGGAGCCAUCUGCGAUGACUCGAACGACAGCUGCUGCUCCAGCUGCCAGUACUCUUCAGCAAGCACAGUCUGUCGAGCCAGCACAGGCGUCUGUGAUAUCGCCGAAACCUGCACUGGCAACUCCAGUGCGUGUCCAAGCGAUAAAUACAAGAAAGAUGGCUCCUCUUGCGGUUCAUCGGGCCAGGGCCUUGCUUGCGCUAGUGGCCAGUGCACAAGUCGCGACUACCAAUGCCGCUCGGUGAUAGGUACCGUUCUCAGCAGCAAUGAUUCCUGGGCCUGCACAAACACCAAUGCGCCAUCUUGCAUGAUCGUGUGCGGUGCCCCAUCAAUCGCUGCACAGUACGGCUCCUCAACCUGUAUCGAGAUGAACCAGAACUAUCUCGACGGCACACCCUGUGACUCCGGUGGCUAUUGCAGCAACGGUCAAUGCAAGGGUUCUUCCGUUGGAGGCUGGGUAAAAGAUCACAAGAACAUUGUUAUUGGCGUCUGCGUUGGCGUUGGCUGCUUGAUUCUUCUUGCCUUGCUCUACUGUGUCACCAGUUGGUGUCGUGGAGCCAGUGCCCGACGACGCAUGGCCAAGGGCCCUCCGCCGCAAUACUAUGGUCCGCCACCUGGAAUGCCUCCGCCGGGGAUGCGUGGCCCUCCCCCUUCAGAACAGUGGGGUGGGUAUCCUGGUGGUUACCAUCAAAAUGUCCCACCACCCCGCGCGCAAUAUGGAUAA